AUGAAUGGAAAAUGCUGGAUCGUGCUCUCCCUCGUCCUUGUCCUGGUUGACGCCGUUUGCUAUUCAGCGGCUGCCCCCAGCCGCGCACAGUGCUGGCUUAACUAUUCGCAGAUCCAUUACAUCUCGAUACCGCACGAUCUGGAGUCCGACUAUGGGGCUAUUGUGAAAGAACUGGGCACUGGCACAACGGGCUCGGUGCUUCUGCUUCUGCGUCACACCGAUAAUGCUACGGUAGCGGUCAAACGUUUCCACAACGCCGCCGGGGACCAAGGUGAGGGCUUCGCGCGAAGAGUGAAGCUUGAGUACCACCUUGGAACUCUGCUAAACGGCCAUGCCGGCAUAGCAGAGAGCCUUGAACUUCUCCUGGAAACCCGUUCGUCAACUUGGUUUCUGGCGACAGAGUUUUGUCCUCGGAGCCUUGCAAAGGAACGUCUAUCCACCAGCUUAGAGUGUCUUACCAAGAUAUUCCGCGGGAUCCUCGAGGCUGUUGAGCAUAUGCACGCCCGGGGCAUAUCACACGGAGAUCUCAAGUUAGAAAAUGUCCUUUUGACGGCCGACGGAAGGCCCAAGUUGAUCGACUUUGGUGCUGCCACCUUCUCACAAUGCCCAACAGAAACCCCCGGCUUGGCAGACUCCGUCAACGUCGUCCCCGGAGACUAUGGCACCACGGCCUACAUGCCACCAGACGUUUUUACGCAGCUCGAAUUCGACAAGGAGAAAGCCGACGUGUGGGCCCUCGGCAUUCUGUUCUAUGCGAUGAUCAUCGGCUCUGUUCCUUGGUCCUCUGCUUCAAUCCAUGACCCCCGCUAUCAAGCCUACGUGACACCGGGGCCGCUCGAAGACAGCUUGAGUUCAGGCCAUUGUCCCAGUUUGGAAAAAUCGACGAUCAGUCUCGAGACCUGUUCCAAUGGAGCUUUUCACAUACUACAGAAGCUACCAUCUGAAGCAAGGGACUUAAUUGCCUCAAUGCUGGUGCCCGAACCUCUGGACAGGCCCUCACUCCAAACUCUGUUAGCUUCUAUACCACAGACAUGA
Cladophialophora bantiana CBS 173.52 is the source of this 1035-nucleotide messenger RNA. RefSeq lists its product as uncharacterized. Gene Ontology annotation, molecular function: ATP binding; protein serine/threonine kinase activity. Gene Ontology annotation, cellular component: cytoplasm. The transcript has a single exon. Gene Ontology annotation, biological process: intracellular signal transduction; protein phosphorylation. The record is from RefSeq and is a predicted model, not a curated record. Bases 1 to 1035 code for a protein of 344 amino acids. NCBI's taxonomy places the organism in Eukaryota, Fungi, Ascomycota, Eurotiomycetes, Chaetothyriales, Herpotrichiellaceae.